AUGAGCAUGGCCAUGCGCAACUCACCGCUAGGCGGUCUCUCAUCGCGUCUUUUCCGAACCCUUCACAUCUCCAAUCAAUGUGUUCGAUCACUCCAUUCGAAAACCGCUCGACCUGUCCCAGCCCCAACCCCUUUCGUCCCCGAUGUCGAGACCUUCCUGAAGCUGAUCGGACGUGAGAUGUCCAAGCAAGCAAGCAAGAUCCCCUCCUGGGAGGAUCUCUUCAACCUCAACUCCAACCAACUCCGCCAAGCCGGUGUUGAGCCCGCUCGCCAGCGGCGGUACUUGAUCCGGAAGCGCGAGAAGUUCCGUAACGGAGUGUACGGACCUGGAGGUGACCUGCACACCGUUGUCAACGGAGUUGCGCAAUUGCGAGUGACCGAAGUGCCCUUCGAUACUCCAGGUCUCCCUCAGAAGACAGUCAAUGCCGAAGCUGUUACCUCAUCUGCGACCCUGGCACCUGGUAUGGUGAAGACCCUCGUUAAUCUGGCACCGGAUGUCACGACAUAUUUCCACAACGGCAAGACCGCGAUUAAGAAGUUCGCCGAGAUGAGAAUUCACCAAGGAUACCAACCCAUGGGCCCAUACUUGCAGCCCAUGAAGGGUUCCAAAGGCGCUGCUGCUCUCAUCUCUGUUCAGGAGGGUAUGUGGGAGGACAAGCGAGGACACAAGGUCGAUGGUGGUGAACGACGACGCAGAGAGGUGCAGAACAAGAAGAGACUGGAUGCCCGGAACAAGGCAUGA
Molecule: messenger RNA, 741 nt
Organism: Penicillium brevicompactum
Lineage: Eukaryota; Fungi; Ascomycota; Eurotiomycetes; Eurotiales; Aspergillaceae
Product: mitochondrial 37S ribosomal protein mS41
Exons: 1
Coding region: 1-741 (246 amino acids)
Cellular component (GO): mitochondrion
Source: RefSeq, a predicted model, not a curated record